AUGAGUUGCAUCAUCGAAUUCUCGAAUAGAGGUUCUAAGGCUUCCAAAAUCCCUCCUAUCUACGAACGUCCAACAACCAGCAACAUUUCAGUUGAGGAAGGAGGUGUCUUUAACGUAUCAAAACCAUGCAACCGUCAGCCGCUUCCGUUAUCUGUUUCUCGUGGCGUGAGAUCGCGGCCACUGGGCGAAGGCAUUGUCGCCUCUACCAAGGUAGAUACCAUACCUCUGCUGAGCCCGACAAUGGAGUCCGAACUUUUGAAGGAGCCCUGGGUAUUCCCGCGCACAAAGGCAAAUCCGACGAAAGAAGAGGACACCGCGGCAUUCUCCGCUUGGGAGGAGAACUUUCAGGAUCUGAGCAGUUGGUGCAUGGACACGUUCCAGGCUCAAUGCGAUUUUCAUAUAGGUGAAUCGACUACGUUUAAACUAUCAGGUACGAAAUACGAGGGUAACGGCGUUUCGACUGUGGAAGAGGACGGUAUAUUAAAGGAUUUGAGGGAUAGGACCGAUGAUGAGAAGUGGAAUUUAAAAAUGGAUACCGUUAAGGCGACUACCGGGGAGUCAAGUGACACUCGUCACUUGCUGCUGUCCCCAACGGAACUGGUUAAAUACGAGAAAGGGUACGGUAACGAGGAGAACUAUGCGUCCAGCUCGUGGUUAAUGUCACCCGAAUCAACAGCUUCUACAAGUACCUCGUCGAGUAAACAGCAUAACACAACCGACAUUAGCGCACCAAUCCAACCUGAGUAUCGCGUGAGCAACGAUUACGCUUGCCCGGCCUCGUUUGAUUCCACCGCAGGCCAGCACGAAACAUGGGACGAGCUACCUACGAUCGAGGCGAUUGGCUCCGACACGUUCGACCUAUUGUCAUACCUUUGCGACGACGAGAUGCGUUCGCCGGAAGGUAGCGUUUCCACCGAUUCCACGGCAGUGUUGAAGCAAAGAUCGCUCACGGCGUCGUCGCCGAUAUUCACAGCGAACUCCGCGAAGGUGAAGACCGAGGUGAAGACCGAGGAGAUAACCGAGCCGCCAAAGCGUCGAAGAAUGGAGACCCGUGCGACUUCGACGAUGACAUCGUCCCCCGUGGAGACCCCCACGACGUCAUCCCGGAGGUCGGAGAGGACGAGGUCCUCAUUGGCCAAUAACAAAGGGAAGGAGAGAAUCACCGUCAGAACGAAGAAAGAAAAGAACGACCGGAAGAGGUACUACGAGAGCGACUCGGACGAGGAGGAGGAGGAUGAUGAUGAGGAUGAUGAUGAAGAUAUCACUCUCAUGCAAUACCGAGAGUCCCGCGAGAAGAACAACGAGGCGUCGCGGAAGUCGCGGAUGAACAAGAAAGCCAAGGAGUCGGAAAUGGCCGUAAGGGCGGUCCAACUGGAGAAGGACAACAAGAUACUGAAGAUGAAGGUCGAGGAGCUGGAGAAGCUCGUGACAUCGAUGCGCAACGCGCUACUGCAGUCCGCUUUGAAGAAGGAGUUUUAAGUAUGCGUUCUUUCAUACUGCGAAACUUGUCGGGAAACAACAUGUCUCGCGUAAUCUAUACGUUACACACCUUUUUCGUCCGUUAUGCAUGCGUUGAUGACGCGACGAUGUCCCUUUGACACGCGAGAUCGCAUGACGUAUCACGCCGACUUGUUUGCCUUAGUCGUUGCGCGGCACGGGGUUAAAGGCGUCCUUGAGGCUUCACUGUUAUUGUUACUUUGGUGUUGUUUCGUCGUGUGAGACGCGACAGCCGUCUACCGGCAACUCAUGUCUAUCUUUACGCAACUUAAUUGUCCAGACUAAAGUUAUCCAGAAAAAUUAAACUAUAUCCGCGGAAGAAAAAAAAAAAACGAAGCGAUAGACUAAUUGUACAUUGCUACUGCGAUGCGAGUUAAAAGUGCAUGCGUUCGGCUUGCUGCAUGUCGGUACACGGGAAAUAUUGUAUAUUAAGCAAGAGUUUAUUUUGCUAUAAACGAAGAGGACACUGAAAUUAGAGUAUGUAUUUUACGAAAUAUACAUUACACACACACACACACACACACACACACACAUAUACGUACCAGAGAAAUAAAUAUAUACAAUAUAUAUAUAAAUACAUAUAUAUAUAUAUAUAUAAGUUACUUUGUAUACAUCUCAGAGAGGGUACUACACGAGCGGACACACGAUUUUUAACAAUGCGAUAUCCCAAUCGUGACAGAAUUUUAAUUGAUUCGAACAAAAUCGCAUAGUCAUAUUUUGUUCAGCCUUGUAUUGUACCUGAUACACAAAAAGAAGAAGAGGAAGAAAAAUCACAUGCAUAUAGAAAGAAAGAGGGAGAGAGAGAGAGAGAGAGAGAGAGGGGGAGAGUUCUAUCGUAGAGAAGAGUGUAAUCGGUAAUACACAGUUUUCUACUACUACUACUGGUGUGUGAAAUUAACGAUAUCGAUACGAUGUAAGAGCAAAAUCCAAUAAAAAAACUUUGUUUCAAAAAGGA
Messenger RNA from Dinoponera quadriceps, 2452 nucleotides. RefSeq names its product protein giant-like. The record is from RefSeq and is a predicted model, not a curated record. The coding region runs from base 1 to 1479 and encodes 492 amino acids. The transcript has 6 exons. Gene Ontology annotation, biological process: DNA-templated transcription; regulation of transcription by RNA polymerase II. Gene Ontology annotation, molecular function: DNA-binding transcription factor activity, RNA polymerase II-specific; RNA polymerase II cis-regulatory region sequence-specific DNA binding. NCBI's taxonomy places the organism in Eukaryota, Metazoa, Arthropoda, Insecta, Hymenoptera, Formicidae.